Molecule: messenger RNA, 4957 nt
Organism: Hypomesus transpacificus
Lineage: Eukaryota; Metazoa; Chordata; Actinopteri; Osmeriformes; Osmeridae
Gene: emilin1a
Product: elastin microfibril interfacer 1a
Exons: 11
Coding region: 460-3627 (1055 amino acids)
Molecular function (GO): protein binding
Source: RefSeq, a predicted model, not a curated record
UCAAAACAGGAGUCCAGAAUGGAAAAAUAGAGUGAAAGAGAAGGAGGGGAUAGAGCGAGAGAGAGGUCUGGACAGGGCAAAGGAGGACUGCACUGCCUGAACGAUGACACCAUGAUGUUGAGGACUGGUUCUUAGCCUACUCUAGCGGAAUACCUUUUUAAUUACAUGAAAAAUACUAUUGGCAACAAACAUCGUGAUGAUGCAGCAAGAGCAAAUCUGUUGAAUGUUUAAGUAACUUAAAAGCGGGAUCUUUAACGGAAUAUAGCCUACUUCACCAACAUAUUUUUACGCCACCAAAAUAUUUUUUACGCCUGAUCAGUUAAAUUAUAUAAAUGGAUGGAUUGUAGACCUCCGUUGAACGUCAAAACUGUUUAAAAAGUUGUAUAGAGCUUGGGACUGAUGGAAUUCAGCAUUUGACGUCAAUUGGAUAUAUGUGUCGGCGGGCUAUCCGUGCGGAAAAUGGAGACGUCAUUUAUAUACCUGUCGCUUUUAUUGACACUACCUGGAGUAAGUUGGAGUCUUGGAUCCGCGAAUCCAUCGAGAACCAGUCUUCACGCGGGUCUAAGCCAAUCCCACGCGAGCGCGCAGAAUGGGGGUAGAGUUGCAAGUAGACACAGGAACUGGUGUGCUUAUGUGGUGACACGCACCAUCAGUUGUGUGAUGGAGGAUGGGGUGGAGACGUAUGUCAAGCCAGAAUACCAGCGCUGUGCCUGGGGUCAGUGUUCCAGGGUGACGACGUAUCGGACCUACAGGAGACCCAGGUACAAGGUGGCCUACAAAAUGGUAACAGAAAUGGAGUGGAAGUGUUGCCACGGUUACUCGGGUGACGACUGCAGUGUGGGGUCGACAGAGGUCACUGCAGGAAGACCCCAAGUCACUCAGACAGGCUACAACACAGGAAGUGGUCAAAGGGGAGGAGAGAGGGGAGGAGAGGGAGACAAUGACAAGAUGAGGCAACUUGAGGAGAAGAUCCAGAGGCUCACCAAGGACCUCCACGACAUGCAGUCCACCAUGCAUGGCAUGAACCGAAGGCUGCACGAGGACUCCAGCCGGUCAGGUGUGAAUGGAGGCCGCACCCCCGCAGACGCAGCCCAGCCCCACAUGAAGGAGACCAUCACCAGCAUCCAGACCAGGCUGGACCAGCUGUACAACCGCACCCAGGUCCACGACCAGACCCUCCACAACAUCAACAACCACUUGGUCAACGGCAACGAGCUGGAUGGUGUCGCCAAAGGUGGAGGUGGUAGUCAGCUGGACACACUGAAGGAAAAGAUCCUGCGGGAGCUGGAGAGGAGGGUGUCCCUGUCCUGCUCGUCCUGCCAGGCAGGCGUGGAGGACCUGAGAAGGCAGCAGGAGGAGGACCGGGACAGGAUCCGGGCCCUGGAGAAGCUCCUGAGCUCCUUGGACCAUCACUUCCGCCAGAGCCUGGAGAUCAGCCGCAGGGAGACAGAGAAAGUCCAGGGCUGCUGCAGCUCCCUGGAAGACCUGGGGACACGGAUGGGCAUCCUGGAGGUCAAAGUGAGCGCCACAGCGGAAGGGUGUGAUGUCAUCAAAGGGCGGCUGGACAAGGAGCUGUUUGGAGGGGGAGGAGGAGGAGGAGGAGGAGGGGGAGGGAGAGGGAAACCGACUGAGGAGAGGUUGAACGGGCGUCUGAGGGAGUUGGAAAAGAGGCUGAACAACACGAUGAGGAAGACGGAGCAGAAAUGUGCCAACACUGGAAACAACAUGAAGGAAAACCUCCAGAGAGAAGUCACCCAGAUACGCAACACGGUCUUCGGCGGCAUGGACGACCACAGCUUCAAAAUAGGCAAGAUAGAGCUGGACCUGUCUGUCUUAGGAGACACAGUCACAGACCACAGCAGACGUCUCAGCCAUCUGGAGAACGUCACUACAGUCAUGGACAGGAAGCUAACAUCCACCACCAACCUGUGCACAGAGUCCUGUGGGCCGGGCGGAAAGGGCAGUAAGACAGAUGACACUGUCAAAACCCUGGAGUGGAUGGUCAUCGCUAACAAGGACGACAUCCAGAAGUUUGACACCAAACUGCAUGACCUGUCAGUGACCGGAGACUCUCUUUUGGACAGAGUGAUGGACCUCACCCAGGAUGUCAGGAGGAUCAAAGACGUCACAGGAGAGGACGGAGAACGCUUCAACCGGAUUGUGACAGAGGUGGAGACGCUGGGACGCGGGCUGGACGACUGUUCGGUCUGUUCCUCCGUGGAGGGCGACCUUCGCUCGUUCACCAACGCCACCAACAGCGCCCUCAAAAGGUGGGGGGUGGAACUGACCGACCUGCGAAGGAGGGUGGACUCGGAUGAGACGGCCUGCUCUCAGGUGUGCUCCAACCUGCAGGAGGAGGUGGGGAGGCUGAGAGACGACGUGGAGGAGUGCACGGGGCAGUGCAAGAACGGCUUGACGGAUCUGAGGGAACAUCUGGAAGGCCACAGCGUUUACAACGGCAGGCUGGGGGGAGACCUGAAGUCUCUGCAGGGAGAGCUGUCGGGGGUCAUGGUCACGUUCAGCUCCAUCAACAACACCUUGAAGGGACUGGGCCGCACCGUGCAGAGACACGGGAAAACGCUCACGGAUCUCAGCAACGACAAGGACAACAUCAUCUCAGAGGUGGAAAAGGUGCAAAGGGACUUGAAGGAGCACAUUGAGAACAGCAGGGGGCGCUUUGGCAGCCUGGGCAAGGAGAUCCAGCUGAUCACCAGCAACUACGUGACCGAGGUGGGAGAGUGCAGGCGGGCCGGGGAGGGCCUGGACAAGAGGCUGUCCAAGAUGGAGGGCAUGUGUGGCCGGCUGGACUCUGUAUCUGACAGCCUGCAGAAGAUCAAGGAGGGGCUGAGCAGGCACGUGACAGGCCUCUGGAACUGUGUCAACGGGCUGAACGCUACGGUCCUGACCCACGGAGAUGCUAUCGAGAACAUCCAGAAUGUCCAGCUGGAGAACGUCCACGAGAACAUCCACAGGCUGAACUCCUCUGUGGUCAACAUGCUUGAGGAGUUCUACAGCUUCAGGGAACAGGACUUUGAGGGCCCACCUGGUCUCCCAGGGCCCCAGGGUGAGAGGGGCUUCCCGGGACCCAAAGGGCCCCAGGGACGGGAAGGGCCUCCAGGCAAGCAGGGCAAGGCAGGCCCAGUGGGACCCCCAGGUCUCAGAGGGGAAGAAGGGUCUGCAGGCUCGGACGCCCGAGUGCCACGUCUGUCCUUCUCUGCCGCUCUAACACGUCCUAUGGGCAACGCGGGGACCAUCGUUUUCAACAAGGCGUUCGUCAACGAGAAGGAUGUCUACAACCCACGGACAGGGUACUUCACUGCUCCAGUGAGUGGAAAGUACUUCUUCAGUGCCACGCUGACUGGCCACAAGAACGUGAAGAUCGAGGCGGUCCUGUCCAAGUCCAACUACGGCAUGGCUCGCGCAGACUCGGCGGGAUACCAACCGGAGGGUCUGGAGAAGCCCAUGGCGGAGGCCAGGCUCACCCCAGGGGCCCUGGCCGUCUUCAACAUCAUCCUGCCCAUGAACGUAGGAGACACGGUCUGCAUUGACCUGGUCACCGGCAAACUGGCCCACUCAGUGGAACCCCUCACCAUCUUCAGUGGAAUGCUGCUGUAUGAGACUGUGUGAUCGGACGGGAGGUCGUGUGAAGCUGUCUGACAGCGGUGUAUCAGUGCUGGGUGUCUUUUGUUUGACCGAUAUAUGGAGAUGGAAGGAAAUUGGGAUGUGCUGUAUGUGUGUGUUUUGUAUAGAGAGAUUGGUUCAGUACUGUAGGGGUUUGAGAGACACUAAGUGUUCCAUUUGAGUAGGAACAAAAUAUUAAAUGUUUCCUUUUUUGAAUUUUAUAGAUUUUAUUUUACAGCCUUAAGAAAAGGAAAAGAGUCAUCGGAGCUGAGAGCCAUUUUAUGUUUUUGUCUUUUACAUUCAUUUCUUUUGGAAAGAGAAGCCACUGCAGGGUUUUUCAUUAACUCAACAAUUGUAUGCAACACUAUACACUUGAAUGUUAUUUUGGUAAGCUGGCCUCGAGGUCCCACUUAUACUUAAAUCUUAAAAGGAAAAUAUUUUUGAAGGAUCAUGAAGGAUGAAAACAAUAUUUGUAUUAUAUAAUAUGCCCACGGAUUAUGACUGGUAUAGUUAAGAGGUUAUUGCACAUAUUUCUACAGUAUUUCAAUGUUUUCUCUUUUGUCAUUUGUAUUUUCCUUACUUUAGAAUAAAAACAAUGUCAGGUUUAGUGAGCAAUAUAGCAGUAUUUUCUGCAAAGAUGAAAGUGAAGUUACUAAGGUUCUGCCUGCCAGUUCAAAGUCGAUUUAUCAAUCCCAUUUUAGGAACAUUCCAUUGAGGGCUGCCCAAGGACACAGGGGCAAAGACAAAGGGAGGAGAGGGGAUUUUCUUUGGAAUCACUGAUUAUACUGGGUCAUAUAAACUUUGUAGAGGAUCAACCAACCAUGUUAGCCAUCUUCUUUCAGAUCCACUGACAAGAAAAUUCAUAUUUACAGCCUCAGAUAAGGAGUAACUGGGCUACACGUCACCUUAGUGUCUUCGCCAAGAUUAGCUGCUUCCUGUGUUCUUAGUGGUCUAAUAACUUUGCCUUCCUCAGAAUUAAAGAAUUUUCAGUUUAAUUUUUCACAGGCCACCACACAGCACAAUCUGGUUGUAUUCACUUUAUCUGUCAGUGCUACAACAGGGAAUUAUAAGAGUUUAGGUUGUACUUUGUUUUUGUCACUAUGCCAGAAAAGGUACCUACAUUUCCAGGAUAUCGUCAGUAACACAACAUUUAACUUGCUUAUGUGUUGUGUCAAUGCAAUUUUGUAAUAAUAUUUUCUAUACAUUUACAACAUCCAUAGAAUGUAAAUAUUUUGUAUAAUGUUGUCAUAAUAGUAUGUCUCAUGACUUAACACAGUGUUUAUUUGUAUUAGGUAUGUUUGCCACGUGUCUAAUACAGAUACUACGUUUUCCACUG